AUGGGCUGGUACCAUGCGCGUUUGAUUCUCGAGGGUAGCAUCCCAAACGUAGCUGCCGAACUCUGUGGCAUAGUGGAACCUUUCUUUUCAAAGAAUCCGCACCCUGAAUGGCAGGCGUUUGUUUCCCAGCACCAGCUGAACGCGUGGGCCGACGUCAGAGAUAUCCCCGCCGAGAAGAUUGGCCAGGACCUGUUUGCGAUCAUCGCUGUGCGAACGGUGGACGUGCCCGGCGUGUUCUACCAGCUGCUCGAAAAAGGAGUCAAAUUUAUAUAUCUUGAAAAGCCAGGGGCGGCCAGCCCAGAAGAGUUGCAAAAGAUGAAAGUUGCCGCGGACGAUCAGCAUUGUCAAGUGGUCAUCGGGUAUGCGCGAAACGCUCAUACGUUUGUGACAGAGCCGAUGGCGAGCUUGGCCUUGUCGCACAGACAGAAUGCAGCGGUCAGCCUUACGCACAAGAACUCCUUUGCAUUCACGGCAGAGGCGUUGGACGAGUGCUUCAAGAGGAACAGCGAAGGAAUGCUGCUGAACAUGGCGUGCCACGACGUUGCGAUCGCCGUCAAGCACCUGGGCCUGCGUCUCGCACACUGCGACCACGCGAAGGUCGACGCCGAGGGCUCGCUGCUUGCCGAGCACUCUGGGCUCAAGGACUUUGUCAGGCUGAAGUUCUCAGUCGCGAUACCUAGCGGCAAGCCGGCACACCAUGCAGAAGAGGCGGCUUCCACCGAGUCGGGUUCCAGGCGUUCCCCGUCCCGGCGCACCCGCAGAAGCGGAGGGCUCGCUGGCAGGGGGAUUGCUUCCCACCUCACGAUUGCCGCGGAUCGCUGCGGAGGCACGUACGACACCGCGGAAGUGCAGGUCGGAGAGCAGGCCGCCUGCAGGUUGCCGAGCGUGAGCCUGGAAGAGUACAAGAAGCUGUGCGCUGCAGAGCCUGGGACGGCGCCGUACCUCGUGAUGCAGAAGGAUUGCUACAUCGCGUACAUGGGUGCCUUCGUAAGGGAGAGGAUGUUGAAAACUUCUUCCUCGUUGGGGGACGGGGAGAUCAGUCCCUUGGUGGACCUCGAAGAAGGCAUCGAGGUGUUGGCGAUCUGCGAUGCGCUUACGCGGAAGUUCAAGGAGGAGCUUUCUGGGACGGGAACGUGCCAGGGUGUUCAGGGUAAGAGUAGGCCGAUUUUGCGGACGCGGCAUUUGCUGCCAGAGUCGGGCGCCUUGGUGCGCGCGUUGCCAGAGAACGUGAGGCAGUGCAAGGCAGCGGCUGCGUGCGACGUGAAAGCAGCUACCUUGAGGGUGAUGCUCUCGGUCGCCUUCAAGACUGCCGGGGAGCCACCGAUUUACUGCUUCGACGAGCUGUCAACUGGAAAGCCCGAGUCUAAGAUCUGGGGGCUGACACCAGGCUGCGACGGCUGCUUCCUCACGCCGGUGGGGGACAUCGCGGAAGUCUACCGGCAGGUGCCGAAGGCGAUGGAGCGGUUCGCCUACGUCCUUAGGCCGAGCCAGAGGUCCGAGUCCUCGUCGGGCGUCUUCGUGCAGCUGCGCCCCUCCGCUUGGCCCCUGCCGCCCCGGGGCGAGGCGAUCCGACGCGCGCACCGCCGCCUGGACUGCGAGGGCCCGCACCUGGAGCGGAGGGGGGCGCGCCAGGUGGAGGCGCUCUCCCCGGUCGGUGACCACCUCCGCGGCAGCCUCGACACUCCAGCCGAUGCGGGCCGCGCUCAGCACCGCCACGUCUGCAGGCGCGCCCACGCGGUGUACCACCUGCGUGUCAGCUCCCGCCAAAUCGCAGACGUCGGUGCCAUGGCGUCAUCUGGAGAUGUGCAAGCUUCUAAGAAGCCGAAUGCGAAGUCCCAGUUCUGUGAGAUGGACGCCAAGCAGAAGGCUGAGCACCUAAGGAUUCGAGCCAAAGAGAUUUCCCAGAAUGAGUUGAAACGGGCCAUAUUCAAAGUCAUCACCGACAACCCCAUUGUCCUCGAUCAGGUGAAAGAGUUCUUGGAGGGAAUCGGCCACCCCGUCGUCCUAGGGAAGGCCGCGAAGAAGAGGGGUGCCGAUGAGUUUGAUGCGCCCUCGUCUGUUACUGAUAUCGUUUGUGUGCCUACCGCUGCCGAUUCCAACGGUGGAGAUGCUGCUGCUGGUGAUCAGGGUCAGGGCGGAUGCAGAGUGAGGGCCAGUGGCACUGGCAUCGAUGAUCCAAACCCUGCGAAUUGGUUGCCGCAUCGCUACACCAGGUGGGAGAAUUGUUCGGUUCCGAUCAUGGUUGAACUAUUGAGUCACUGCGAGCCUGUUGCACUCUCUUCUUUGGCCUUGAAGGCGAUCACCAGCAAGGGCAAACUCGACGAGAAGCAGAAGAAGUUGUCGGACCACUUCGAGUUUGUCACUGGCCAGGGCAGGGAGCUCAACUUGGUGGGCUCGCUCCGCCACAUCCCGACCCUCAAGAAAUUCCUGAAGCACUCCAGUGAUACCGAGGGCCGUCGUGGACGCGAUCUUCGGGUUCCUGGGGAUUGGGGUGCCCACAAAGACGGCUGCUUCGAGAUGGAGAUGGUAGGCGAGGACCUGAUCAUCAAGGACAAGAUUACCAAGGCCGAGCACGUGGUGCCUCCAGAGUUGAGGCUCAAGUACGCUGACGGCACGCUCAUCCCCAUCGAGGCCUUGGAGAUCGACAUCAACUACUGCAAGACCAAGGCGAACAUCGUAUCGCAUCACUGUGUGAAGAACGUGCCAAUCGCCUCCCUGGGGAGCUUCGGCCGCGACGUGGUCGCGAAGCAGUUCAUCAUGAACCCCAUGGCCGCUGCCACUCCGCCGACCAAGAAGCAGAGGGCCAUCGUCGACGUCGCCUCGAGGAUCGUGGGGAAGCCCGAGACCGCGGGGCACGAGUGCGGCGUUGCUGUGGCUUCGCUCUUGCAGGUGCCGAUGCAAUCCAUGGAGUCUCAGUGGCAGCCACCUGCGCCUUCUUCUGUGGCGCCGUCGGCUCUCGAUGGCAGCCCUGACGGUCAGUCGCUGUACCAGGCCGAGGACGCCAGCUCGGUGGGCGACGGGGUCAGUCUCGAAUCGCACCUUGAGCAUGUCAUGCACACGGAGUCGGGGAGCGGUGCUUGA
Prorocentrum cordatum is the source of this 3081-nucleotide messenger RNA. The record is from the annotation of a GenBank genome assembly. Lineage: Eukaryota; Dinophyceae; Prorocentrales; Prorocentraceae.